Protopterus annectens (West African lungfish) is the source of this 2408-nucleotide messenger RNA. RefSeq names its product putative solute carrier family 22 member 31. The record is from RefSeq and is a predicted model, not a curated record. Lineage: Eukaryota; Metazoa; Chordata; Ceratodontiformes; Protopteridae. Bases 1 to 648 code for a protein of 215 amino acids. The transcript has 3 exons.
AUGGCGAAUGGAAAGACUGCUGCAUUAUCCUCAUUUCAGAAGUCAGAAGGGACUGCUGUGAGACGUUUGGCUGAACAGAAGGACUUUUGUAUUUCCAUAUUUCAGAAAGGAGACAUGAACGAUCUGUUUCCGGAGAUUGUGCUGGCGCUGUCUGUCGUGGGUAUCCUGGCAUCUCAUGCUGUUGCUAUGCUAAGUAUCUUUUUUGCUAGUGAGGUUAUUCCUACUGUGGUCAGAGGAGCUGGAAUUGGACUGAUUAUGGCUGUUGGUUUUGUGGGCAGAGCAGCAGCACCAAUCAUGGACAUACACAACAAUGAUGGCUUUUUUCUUCGUCAUGUUGUCUUUGCCUCUUUUGCAGUGCUGUCUGUACUUUGCAUCAUGCUUCUUCCAGAGACCAAACGCAAAAACCUUCCAGAAGGCAUAAAAGAUGGUGAGAACUUGCGCCGGCCGUCAAUGUUCCAUUCCCGUAACAUGGCCGGUGUGCCUCUGCUGUCUCCAUCAAAAAAGAGGAGUGACUACAACCCAGAGAACUAUUCCCUCCUUAUGACUACCACCAAAAAAAUGCUGUCCAGAGAGAAGAUGCCUUUCGUAGCAGGGCAGUACACAAAAGUUCAAAGUGAUGAAAAUCAAGAUAUGAAGGAAGACUCAUAACUCACUACCCUCUGCUGUCUUGUAGACAGUGUUACAGUGCCUCACAUUCCCGUACAUGUUGCCAUCCCAUAGGGUAACUGGCAAACUUGUACUGCAGGGCUUUUGUAUAUUUUAUGCCACAUUCAGUCACAGUCACAGUUGCUGUUCCAGCCUUAGAGUGAGACAACCUGAAAAUACAAUUGUAACACACUGGUGUAAUGUUUACACUUCUCUCUGUAGUUUUUAAAUUACUACUUUGUCAUGAAUAUGUGCAAUGUAUUUUCAUUUCUUUUCAGAUAUUCUAAAUGUUAAUACUAUGAUUCCAACUACAAUUGCACUUGUGCUGUGACAAUCUAUUGUUUGCUGUGAAAAAUUAUAACUUGCAUUUUUCCCUGGUGUCUAAUGUAGAUACUGCCAAGCCGGGAGCAAUUUUACUAUAGUUAGAAAAUUAGGUCACAAAUGCACAUGCAUUCUGCAUGGUGUAUUCUCUUAUGUUUACAGUCAAAGUUACAGUAAAAGAUUUGAUUUUGUAUCCUUUGGUCUGUAGGGUGGUUACUUGAAUGUGUUGUCACUAUGGGGAUGAAGUGGUGAUAUUUGGUAAUAAUUCCUGCUUAUUGUGAAGGAUUUUAAACUGGGCAAUUUACUGGUAAUGCGUUAAAAUGGAAGAAUUGAAUGACAAUGAAGUUGUCCAGUUUUAUGUGCAGCAAACAAAUUUUGGUGAUUCUUUGUGACCGGGAUCAACUGUUUAAACAUUAGGAUAAGCUCCUGUUACCUUUAAUCUUGUUCUUAACAUUCUGUCUUUUAAACCAGGGUACAUAUUUCAGGUUUCUCAAGCAAGGUAAUUGCAACAUGUGAUUAUGAAUACAGAUCACUGCUGUAAUUAGAGAAAGAUGUCCGAAGAUAUGAGUGGACAAAUGAUGGUGUAAUUGGAUGAAGCAAGUCUGGGUUGCAGUUACAGGUUAUAAUUGAUUGAAAGUAGCCUUUCACUCCCCUUGGGUGGUGCCAACAGUGGUUGUGAUGCCAGCAGUAAUGUCAUUUUUAUUGCUGCCAUCUGCAUAUUCUGCUUACCUGGCUUGAAGUUAGGUUAAGAUCAUGUACUCCCUUUUUCUGGGGGUAGGGAAAGAGAAUGGCAUCCAGAUGUUAUAAGCCGUGUGAAGGAAUUUUAUAAGUCUCAUGAGUCAUAGACAUAUCAUUAUCAAAGUCUGAGUAUGGAGGAGGAGAAGACCUAAAUCCCAGAAGUUAAAAUGAAAAACUUCACUCAAAGAAAAACUUGAACAUUAAUUGGCCAACUUCUGAUUAAUGAUUUUCUUUUGUUGUCAUUUUUUAAUUUCUAGUAUGAGUUUAUUGUUUCAAAAACUGAAGAAUUCUAUAGCUAGGGUACUGCCUUACUGCAGGGUUUUGCCAUUUUUGAUUGCUCAUGGCAAAGGGUAGUUAGGGUUUGGCAUAGUGGUUAAGAUGUUUACCUUGCAAACACUAGGUACAAGAUGUGAUUCUGAGUUUUGGGAAACACUGCUAAGCCUAAAAAGCCCCCCCCCCCUCGGCCGGGUUCACUAGCCUAGUAAUUACCCUAUGAAGCUAUGAAGAGAAAGCACAGUAGAAUGAAUAGGGUGUGUAGAUAUUUUCUGCAUGCUUCCUUGGCAGCUGAAGCACAGUACCUCAGAUUUCUCUCCUUGCCUUCAGAGUAUAAAUGCCUCUUGAAAAUGGUUUCUGUGCUAGCUAAAAAUGCUCAUUUGUAAAUAAUAAUAAAAAAAACCUGCUGCGUCUUUUUUUACCUUUCAUCA